GAGUGUAUACACACAUGCAUGCACUCAUGCUGUGCCUGGCUUUAUGUGUGUUCUGGGGAUUCAAACUCAGGACCUCAUGCUUACAUGGUGAGUACUUUACCCACUGAGCUAUCUCCUCAGCCUGGGUAUCACUAUUUUUUAUUUACUUAAAGCAAUUCAUGGUUAUCUCCCCAGUUAGACAAGAGUUUGAUUUUUCGACUGUCAGAAAGAGUAAUGUAUUUUUUUUUUUUAGGUUUGCUGUGACCUAUUGUUGCUCACACACCCUUUAGAACAGGGUAGGGAUAAUUGUUGUGGAGAUCCCCUAGUUUGGAGGGUGUUAAACUCUUAGCAGAUUCUAAAUGCACCUUAUCAAACUCAAACCAUGGUUUUCUGUAGCCCUGUUUUUCCUUGUGUGAAUGGCCAAAUGCAGCUACGUUUAACUUGUUCUCAAGUUGAGUCAUCCCAAAGCUGCUUUGAAACUGGCUACUGUGAAGAGAAUGUUGUUUUUCAGAGGAGCAAACAUCUCCCUUAGGAAUCUUAAAUAUCAAAAAUAGGUUUCUAGAAAUCUCCGCCUUAAUAAAUUUUUUAUCUAGACAGAAUCUUGGUGUCCUGCCCUAUUUCUAGGCCUGAUAGGAGCUGUGUUCUGGAAGUUUGCUCAUGAUCCAGUUGGACUGCACACAGACUUCUGGAGCGCUGAAGCCACAGGAAGGCAUGGCCUCCCUGGCAAGGAAGGAGCCCGUCAGACAGAGGAAUCUUAGCAUCUGAAGAAAACAGCAAAGGCAGGAAGGAGACAGGCGUUCCUGGGCCCUGAACUAACUAGAUUCUGGACCUAGGAAGAUGCCUAAAUGCUGUUGUUGGGAAGUUUAAAUGAGAUGUUGCUUAUGCAGUGACGGCAACUGGAGGAAGGGGCGUCAGGAGGGGCAGGAGCUUGACCUGAUCCAGUGUGGCUGCCAACGUGGGGUGGGAGUGGGGAGGGACGAGCGGUAGCAAGCGCUUGGCAGGUGUGGGGCGGGGCGGUCAGCCCAAAGAAAGUAAAGGGAGACUGCAGCCUUAAUCUCUGAAGUAGCUGGGGGCAGGAGUCACCGAAGGAAGAUUGCUGCCAAGUCCGCUGGUGCUAACCUCCCCUGCCCAGGGCCUUCUGAGCCAAGCUCUGGGGUCGGGGUGGGGUUAGAGGAAGGAAAGCAUUUGGAUGGAGCUAGCUCUGGUUGUCAACUUUGGGCUCACUGACUGGAGGGGGCUGUGGGACAGAAAGAUGAGGUCGUAUCGAGCGAGGAGCGGCAGAGAGACAAUGUCCCUGACUCUUUGACCAGACCACAAGCCCAUCUUGAAGAUGUGUUCUACAAACCCAGGCAGCUGGGUCACCUUUGACGAUGACUCUCUUUUUCAGUCUUCUCCGAAGAAAAAGGAUUUAUCUCUGGAGACUCAAGGUGUUUGCAGACCAAAUGGACUGAAGCUGGACCUUCCUGGCCUCAGGGACCUUCCCAAUACCCCCUCCUCCACCGGCAGCACCCCUUUGUCCUCUCCCAUGGUGGACUUUUACUUCAGUCCAGGGCCUCCAAGCAACUCGCCUCUUUCUACACCCACCAAAGACUUCCCGGGGUUCCCUGGCAUCCCUAAAGCGGGGACACAUGUGCUUUAUCCUAUUCCAGAGUGUUCUUCAAGCGGUCCCCCCACAACAGCGGGAGGAGCAGGUCCCCCGUUAUCACUUACUAAGCCAACCUGCUCACCCCAUGUAUCGUUACCCAGUGGCCACUCGCACACCCAGCUGACUCCCACAGCGGGUCUUACAGAAGACGCCAGCCCUCGGGGGGUCCAAAGCGAGGCUCGACAGUUCGAGUAUUUUCAGGAUGACUGUGCUUUUUCCAACCCAUUUUGGAAAGAUGAAGGUGGCAACUCUCAGUUUCCCUUUGACUCCCUGGCAAGCAGAAAGCUGUUCUCACCAAGGGACAAGGAGGUACCUGACGAUCAAAAAAGCCUAAACCAGUGCUCAUUGAACUACAUCUGUGAGAAGCUCGAACACUUGCAGUCAGCGGAGACCCAAGACCCUCUUGGAAACUUGUCUAUGCAGAGCUCGUACGCUGGAGGCACAUUCUCUUUUGUCCCACACACCCUCUUCCGGAGUCAGCCCAAAGCUGGAUGGUCCUUCAUGUUGAGGAUUCCUGAGAAGAAGAACAUGAUGUCUUCCCGGCAGUGGGGACCCAUUUUCCUAAAGGUUCUUCCCGGCGGGAUCCUGCAGAUGUACUAUGAGAAGGGGCUGGAAAAACCAUUCAAAGAGUUCCAGCUCAAUCCGCAUUGCAGACUCUCGGAACCCAAACUGGAGAACUUCAGCAUGGCAGGGAAGAUCCACACUGUGAAGGUAGAGCACGUGUCUUACUCCGAGAAAAGGAAAUACCAUUCCAAGGUGGAGGUGGUUCACGAGCCCGAGGUGGAGCAGAUGCUGAAGCUAGGGUCCACGGAACACCGUGACUUCCUUGAAUUUCUGACUACUGUGGAAGAGGAGCUAGUAAAGCUGCCGGCUACGGCAAAACCGAAGAACAAAAUCUAUGAGGAGCAAGAGAUUCACCUGGACAUUCUGGACAGCUUCUGGGGCAAAGUGACCAAGGAAGAGGGCAAGCUGGUCGAGAGCGCUGUGCUAACUCAGGUCUGCUGCCUCUGCUUUCUAAACGGGCCAGCGGAAUGUUUCUUAGCCUUAAAUGACCUCGAGCUCCAGAAACGAGAUGAACGCUAUUUUGAGAAAGAACCAGAAAAAAGGGGGAUUGAUAUUCUUAACUACCAUUUUCAUACGUGCGUGAAUGCUGAAGAAUUUGAACGGUCCAGAAUCAUUAAGUUCGUACCUCCAGAUGCUUGCCGGUUCGAGCUGAUGCGUUUCAGAACCUCGAGUGAAGGGGAUGAGCUUCCCUUCUCGGUGAAGUCCAUAGUGACUGUCCAGGGAGCCUAUGUGGAGCUGCAGGCCUUUGUCAACAUGACCCCAGCAGUUCAGAGGUCACCCCAUGCAGGUUCCCUGAGGAGCUGUAACAAUAUCAUGAUUCAUUUUCCCGUCCCAGCCCAGUGGAUCAAGGCCCUCUGGACCAGGAACCUUCAGAGGCAGAAGUCCCUGAAAGCCAAAAUGAACCGUCGGGCAUGCCUGGGGAGUUUACAGGGGCCUGAAUUGGAACCUGUCAUUCAGGUCACUGUGGGGUCAGCAAAAUAUGAGAGUGCCUACCGGGCUGUGGUGUGGAAGAUAGAUCGACUCCCGGACAAAAACACAAGUCCCGAUCAGCCCCAUUGUCUGUCAUACAAACUAGAACUUGGGUCAGACCAGGAGGUUCCUUCAGAUUGGGAUCCAUUUGCUACCGUCCAGUUUUCCAUGUCUGAAGCCUGUGCCUCCAGGACAGAAGUGAGGUCUCUGGGAGUGGAGAGUGACGCCCAGCCUCAGAAGCAUGUGUGUCAGCGAGCUUGCUACAACAUCCAGGUUGAAAUAGAAAAGAAGUGGAUUCAAAUAGAUGGAGAGGACCCAGAUAAAGCUGGUGGCUGUGUGACUCAGUAAACAAUGGCGCCCCUUGGGUCAAAUGCAGAACCGACACACAGGGCAGGAAGUUCUGUUGCUGUAUGGUAGGACUGAGUAGCAGCUUUAGGCCAGAGAUCCAGUGGUGAGUUCCAAAGCAGGCCAUGUGCAUGUGACCCUUCUGAUGCCCUGGAUUGUGUCUGGGACUCGUACCAGAUACAUCAUGUUGAAACCUGGAGGCGCUGCUGUCUGACAUGAGACCUGCUGGCCAGUUUGGCUGAAGGGUACUUGGGUUUGGAUGACUCAGUGACUUUGUUUUCAUAACCUGAGUUAGAGGAUUCCCUGUCUCUACUUGCUCUCUGUGUGGAACAGUUCGAGAAGAGGAGAAGAGUUAGGUAUGACCUUGUUGGAGGGAGUGUCACUGGGGCUAGGCUUUGAGGUUGUAAAAGCCCAAGCGAGGCCCAGUGUCUCUGUCUCUGUCUCUGUUUCUGUCUGUCUCUCUGUCUUUCUGUCUCUUUGUCUCUGUCUCUCUGUCUUUCUGUUUCUCUGUCUGUCUGUCUCUCUCUUUCCCUGUGUGUGUGUCUGUCUCUCUCUGUCUCUCUGCUGCCGCCUUCUUCUUCCUCCUCCUCUUCCUCCUCCUUUCUUCUUCUUCUCUGCUCUCAGCUACUGCUCCAGCAUCAUGAAUGCUGUGAAGCCCUCCCCCUACCCCUACCAUGAUGAUAAUGUACUAACCCUCUGAAAGCCAGCAAGCAGCACUCCUCUGCCUCAGCUCCUGCCUCUAGGUUCCUGCCCUGUCCUGACAUCCUUCGAUGACAGACUGUGAUGUGGCAGUGUAACCCUUUCCUUCCCAGCUUGUUUGUGUCAUGGUGUUUCAUCACAGCAAUAGCGUCCCUUCCUAGGACCGUGAGCUGAGAGCACUUUUUUUAGAAGACGUGCAAAGUGAAAGGAAAUGUGUAAUUCUAGUUAAACUGCAGAGUCGGAGAAAUGGCUUGCCAGUCCAGUGUCUGGUGAGGCACCUGACACAGGAGCAGCUGUAACUCCACCUGGCAUUACCAGGAAAGUCAGAAUCCUACACUUUAUGAACUUGAUAUCUUGACGGUUUUUUUUUUUUUUUUUGGUUUGAUAAAGAGUCCUUCAUGUUGUCACUGUGUAUUCAAUUCACGCUGAGCCUAGGCUGUGACACCAGGCCUUCUUCCCCAUGUACUAGGUCUGUUCUGAGUCAAAAAGUUAUACGCAGCUGUUCCAAACCACAUUUGCUUGUUGGCCUAAAGAAUUUAUUCCAUGAGUUUAUAUUUUGUUACCCACAUUUUCGUCUAUUCAAAUAGAUUAAAACAAACAUCCAUGAUGGUUUGUACCAAUCAGACUUUAUUGCUCUCAUUCUUCUACUGUAAAGGCACGGAAAACAAAAGGCAAUGAUAAAAUGGGUUACAUUGCUCUAUUUUAAUUGUGUGAGAUGUUACUCAUAAUAUUUGCUUGAAGCUCUGUCAAGAAGCUAUGCUAGGAAGUCCCAGGGAAGUUACCUGGGUUAAUAACACCUUCUCUUAGAUGUUUUAUGGCCUUCUGCCUAUAAAGAACUUCAUGGUGGAUGCAGAUGAACUUAAUGAAUAUUCAUAUUGCAAGAGAAAUCCAGCAGAGGGUCUGGUACAAGGCAUUAUUCUUCCUGCUCUAAAGGUUGGCUAAUAUGUGUGGGUCACAGUGCUGGGGUCUUUAAUAAGUUACAAUCAAUCAGACUUCAGGACUCUCUCAAGCUUCAGUAUUAAGGUUGGGGGAACAGCAGACUGGCACAAGCCCAAACUGAGUUUCUGGAGCAACGUUGAUGGCAUUAACAGCGUGGUAAAACUGCACACUUGUUAAUUUGCACAUCUAUCAGGACCUCUAAUAUGCAUUACUUAGUGUCAAGUCAACAUUAGGGAUGAGAGGCUUUUAAAUACUGUCCUUCUGACCUUAGAAACCGCAGGAAGUCAAAUGUGGCUUCUAAGCCCCUGCAUGAAAACUUACUGGAACAGUGUAAGAAGUAAAAUCUCUCCCCAGAAGCCAGCAGUGAUCUUCAAAAUCCCCUCUUUUAAAUGAGCUGGAGAGGGAAUUCAAGAAGAAACACUACUUUUAAACAUUUUAAUUUACUCGUGUGACCACUUUGGAUACUACCAGUUUUUAACCUGUCUUUCUGCCUUCACUGCCCUGGUCACGUUGUCUGGGCAGCACAGGACCACAUUAACUGUGCUAAUAAGAGAAAGUUACAUGAUCAGUUAUGUAGGACUGAGCAUCAGAACACUUUCCAUAUCUGUGGGAGUGGCUAUUUAUCAAUUACAAAUGAUACGAAAAUCACACUCUCCAGUUCCCCUUUCGGUCUGGUCUGUGUAUCAGGGAACUGCAGUUGCCUUUCAUGCAGGAACUAUAUUUAUGAUCUAGCCUAUUUCCUACAACUUCAGUUAGACAGUUUUCCUUAACAAUGACUAUUACCAUGUUUCCUUAACAAUGGCUGUUACAAUGUUUUACUCAGACUAUGACUUCCUGACCUAUUGUUACAAACACAGAACAGACUGACCUUGAUAAUCAUGUAACAAAGUAUUUUGUAGAUUACAUAUUGAUUUGUACAAAAUUAAAGAUGUAUUUCAAAUGGU
This is a messenger RNA of Rattus norvegicus (Norway rat), 6084 nucleotides long. RefSeq names its product stonin 1 (gene Ston1). NCBI's taxonomy places the organism in Eukaryota, Metazoa, Chordata, Mammalia, Rodentia, Muridae. The record is from RefSeq and is a predicted model, not a curated record. Gene Ontology annotation, biological process: regulation of endocytosis; endocytosis; intracellular protein transport. Gene Ontology annotation, cellular component: clathrin adaptor complex; membrane; synapse.